Molecule: messenger RNA, 945 nt
Organism: Emys orbicularis (European pond turtle)
Lineage: Eukaryota; Metazoa; Chordata; Testudines; Emydidae
Product: olfactory receptor 4N5-like
Exons: 1
Coding region: 1-945 (314 amino acids)
Biological process (GO): G protein-coupled receptor signaling pathway
Cellular component (GO): plasma membrane
Molecular function (GO): olfactory receptor activity; G protein-coupled receptor activity
Source: RefSeq, a predicted model, not a curated record
AUGGGACAAGAGAACUGGACAAUGGUGACCACAUUCGUUCUCCUGGGCUUGUCCCCUGCCCAUGAAGUCCAGCUCAUCCUCUUCUUCCUCUUCCUGAUCUUCUACACCGUCGUCCUCCCGGGCAACGUCCUCAUCAUCCUCACUGUCUGGGGUGACCCCCGCCUGGGCUCCCCCAUGUAUUUCCUGUUGGCCAACCUGGCCUUCCUGGACAUCUGCUACUGUUCUGUCACCCCCCCAAAGAUGCUGGCUGACUUCUUCUCUCGCCGCAAGACCAUCUCCUACAUGGGCUGCAUGGCCCAGAUCUUCUUCCUCCACCUCCUGGGGGCGGCCGAAGCCUUCCUCCUUCUCACCAUGGCUUAUGACCGCUACGUGGCUGUCUGCCAGCCCCUGCGCUACACCAGCAUGGUAAGCAGGGGGGUCUGCUGGGCCCUGGUGGGGGCAUCUUGGGCAGGGGGCUUUAUUCACGCCAUCAUCCUGGUAGGGUUGAUUGCCCAGCUCCCGUUCUGUGGCCCCAACGUUCUGGACAACUUCUUCUGCGAUGUGCCCCAGGUGAUCAAGCUGGCCUGCACCGACACUGCCCUGGUGGAGAUCCUGACCUUCUCCAACAAUGGGCUGGUCAUACUGCUGUGCUUCCUUCUCCUCCUGGUCUCCUAUUCCCUCCUCCUGCUCAAGCUCCGGGCAUGCUCUCCCCGGGGCCAGAGCAAAGUGGCCUCCACCUGCAUCACCCACAUCAUCGUCGUCUUUGUCAUGUUCGUGCCGGCCAUCUACAUCUACUGCCAUCCCUUCCGCGCUGUCCCCCUGGAGAAGGUGGUAGCCGUGCUGCACACCGUGGUCUUCCCCCUCACCAACCCCAUGAUCUACACCCUCAGGAACAAGGAGGUGAAGUCGGCCAUGAGGAGGAUGGUUGGCAGAUAUGGGUCUUGGGGAAGGGAACUGAGCAAGUAA